AAAGUAUUUUUGGCCCUGAUAUUAUCAUGUGACCAGAGGUUGCAAUUUCAUGGUUUGUCUACAUUGCAGAAUUUGCUUCAAAGCUUGCUGGAUGCUUGGUAUUGUUGGUCUUCAUGUUCCCCUUUUGUCAUCCAUUAUAAAUGUUCCUCUUUGUGUUGAGUUUGUCAGGUUCAUUUUGUCCAUGUCGGGUUAGAGUGGUGUAGCCUGAUUUACGUUCUAUUUGACUUUUCUUAUUGGCCUGGAAUUUUAUUACAUGUUUUCUUUUAAUUUGGUGGAUUGUCUAAAACCUAAAUAACUUUGACCCUAGAUUCUCAUCCUGCUUGUAGUUAUCUCACUAACAUAAAUGGUAUAGGGCUUUUUUAAAAUCAAAAUCCAACUAAUACUUAUAUUAAUCCAGACUGUUUCCCCAAAUGUAUUUCAGUAUGUAAUUUGUACUUGAAAUAAAUCAUAGCAUGAAAAUAAAUCAAACAAAUAAACACUUUCAGUUGUAUAAAAGCUCUUGGAUUGUAAACCUGAUCGCUGUACUACAACUACUGUCCUCCAGAGGGCGACAAAAACCACACAGCUUUGACACAAAACAGACAACACAUUAACACGCUAAAGGAUAUACAAACAUAAACAUUAGUUAAUGAUCGCCCGUGUUACAGAAUAAAAAAACAUUAACAUCCAGACAUUCAGCAUUCUGCCCAAUAGCCUACAGUACUACGCCCCCCUUGCCCCCUCUGACCCCCCUUAAUAUCCCCGUCAAAUGAAACGUGAGAACCGCCAACUCAGCAGCGUGUGUGAAACUUCCUCCCCGCCGACCGGGAGCUGCCAGCACCCGGCUGCUGAACCAGCAACAUGGCCAAAGUGACCGGCGGCGCCUCCGGUUGUCGAGCCAUGGUAAAGGCGGGAAGGUACCUGUCCACCCCGUCUGUGACCCGGUGCCCCGGCGGUCAGCGGCGGCGGGAGAAGUUCGGUCCGCAGCCGCGGACCAUGAGCGCUGUCGCCGCCGGGACGGGAGGAAACGGCGUGGCUUUGGCCCAGCACGAGCGGCCGGGAAGUCUCUCCGACCGACACGCGCCGACCAACGGGAAUCUCAUUUACCGGGACGUGAAGGCGUUCCUCAACGAAGUCGGCGGGAACCCCCGGGAGGCCCGGUACUGGCUGACCCAGUUCCAGAGGGCGACUUCGGCUCAGUCUACUGCCUUUGCCGUACUGGAGGUGGACAGCUCAGUGUUCAGCAGCAGGGAGAUGGUGCACAGCCUGGCCUUCGGGCUCUCCUUCCUGCAGCGCAUGGACAUGAAGCCCGUGGUGGUGAUGGGCCGGGCCGCGUGCGAGGAGAUGGGGCCGUCCGAGCCGCUGGCCGGGUCUCCGUGCGAGCGAGGGCUGGUGGAGCGCAGCCAGCAGCUGACGGAGGCUCUGCAGCAGCACUCGGCCUCCGUCCUGCCGCUGUUCUCCGCGGAGUCCUUCCUCCUUCUCCACGAAGCCUCGCGCGGGAGCAGCGCUCCGCCCUCGGUCGCCGUGGACACCCGCCUCCUGCAGUGGAGCCUGAACUGCGGGAUGAUCCCAGUAGUGUGCCCGGUGGGGAGGGACGGGCGGGGGUGCUCGCUGGCUUUGGACCAGACCGAGGUGACGGCCGCUCUCGCCCGCGCCCUGCAGCCCCACAAAGUCAUGUUCCUGAACAAGUCUGGAGGUCUUCGCAGCCGAGAAAACAAGGUGCUGGACAUAGUGUCGUUGCCUAGCGACCUGCCUGGUCUGUCCACGGCGGCGUGGCUGAGCGCCGCGGAGCGCCGCAGGGUGACGGCCAUAGCCAGGCUGCUCAAUCAGCUGCUGACCGAGUCGUCCGCCGUGAUCACCUCCGCCGACACGCUUCUGACCGAGCUGUUCAGCCACAGAGGAUCGGGAACACUCUUUAAAAACGGAGACCCCAUACAUCGGUACAGCUCCCUGGAUGGCGUCGAUGCAGACCGUCUGUUGGCCCUCGUCAACGUGUCUUUUGACAAAACUCUGAGGCGAGACUACAUCGACUCCCUGAAGGGACGACUGCACUCCAUCUAUCUCUCCGAAGGCUACAGCGCGGCGGCCAUCGUCACCAUGGAGCCGGUGAACAGCGGCACGCCCUACCUCGAUAAGUUUGUGGUGAGCAGCAGCAAGCAGGGUCAGGGCACCAGCCAUGUCCUAUGGGAAUGCAUCAGACAGGACCUGGGCAAACUGUUUUGGAGGUCUAGAGCCACCAACAGGAUCAACCCCUGGUAUUUCAAACACUGUGAUGGCAGCUUCGUUAACGGGUCGUGGACAGUCUUCUGGUUCGGUCUGACCGACAUCAGAGAUUCCUACGAGCUGGUGGAGUACGCCAAGAAUCUCCCCGACUCCUUCCACGUCUCCUCCCUCACCGCCUCCGGCGGGUCCUGAAGCACCUCCACCCAGCUACUGCUUGUGGGGCUCAUUAACUCUCCCAUGGAUCAAUAGUGUUUCCUAAUCUUUUGCGCUAAAUUUUUACUUUUCAGAAUCUGUUUCUAGUUUGGAUUUAUCUUUUUUCCUGUUGUUUUCCUUUUUAAUUACUUAGUUAAUUAGGUUCCAUCCUUCUGGAUUGUGGAGCUUUGAAUAAUCCUCCAUUCUGAGGACUUGGGUUAGCUCUAAAGUUUAGUGUUUUUUUUGCCAAGAAACGGCUUCUUCUACUUCAUUUUAAUAACAUUUUAGUAUUAUCAUUUAUUUAUCAGUUCUGUCCACAGUGGAGGAAUCUCAAAACGUACGUAUUUACCAAAGACUGUGGCAUUACAAAGUAUUCCUCACAUUUGGAAACACAAACGGGGUGUUGUUUAAGGAGGACUGUGUGUUAAUGGUGAUAUGUUUGCAUCGGAGACUUGAAUACACAUAUCAAUCUUACAGCUCAUUUUGUAUAUUGAUAGCUGACAAGUUGGGGCCCAUAUAAGAAAGGUGGUAAUGUUACAUGUGGUAAAGAUCUGAUUUUACGGCCCAAAAAGUGUGGCUACAUUAUUCUCUAGUACAGUGGUCCCCAAAGUUUUUUACCUCACAGACCGUUUUCAUGUCAGACAAUAUUUCGCGGACCGGUCGAGAAGGUCCAGCAGAAUAACGGGGGGGGUAGUAGCCGCGCGCUCUCUGUUCGCUGGUGGGCGAAACUGCCGUGCACGGUAAGAGGACAAUUGUAAACGUGAAGAAAAACGUCUGGUGACGCGUGGGGAACAUGUCAGAGGUACGAGCGCACAAUUUUCAAAAUAAAAAAAAUAUGUAUA
Molecule: messenger RNA, 3236 nt
Organism: Gasterosteus aculeatus aculeatus (three-spined stickleback)
Lineage: Eukaryota; Metazoa; Chordata; Actinopteri; Perciformes; Gasterosteidae
Gene: nags
Product: N-acetylglutamate synthase
Biological process (GO): glutamate metabolic process; L-arginine biosynthetic process
Cellular component (GO): mitochondrial matrix
Molecular function (GO): L-glutamate N-acetyltransferase activity, acting on acetyl-CoA as donor
Source: RefSeq, a predicted model, not a curated record